Molecule: messenger RNA, 1716 nt
Organism: Ornithorhynchus anatinus (platypus)
Lineage: Eukaryota; Metazoa; Chordata; Mammalia; Monotremata; Ornithorhynchidae
Gene: FUT4
Product: fucosyltransferase 4
Exons: 4
Coding region: 1-1575 (524 amino acids)
Cellular component (GO): membrane
Molecular function (GO): alpha-(1->3)-fucosyltransferase activity
Source: RefSeq, a predicted model, not a curated record
AUGUUAAUCCUGCAGAUCAGUGAUAUUAAGGCAGAUUGGAAAGAUCCAGCCAGCUUUGAAGGAGAGGAAUUGAAUUCGGCUCCUUCCUGCCGAAAGCUCCUUGAACUCGUCAAACCUUCUGACACUCUGCCAAGUUUAGCCAGCCCGAAGAUGGAAAAGACUUCGUCGGACAAACAGCUCCCUCCCUCCCUGGAUCAACACAACUGCACACUAGAUUGUUCGGCCAGCGCUUGCAACGCUUGCAACGACUGCAGCGGCCGGGGGAGGGAGGGCAGGCCAGCGAUUGCAGCGGCUGCAGGGGUUGCAUCGGCUGGCAGGGGUUGCAGCGACCUCAGGGGUUGCAGCGGCCGCAGAGUCUGCCAGGUCUGCAGCGACUGCAUCGGCUGCAGCGACCUCAGGGGUCGCAGCGGCUGCAGAGUCUGCCAGGUUUGCAGCGAGCGCAUCGGUUGCAUCGGCUGCAGGGUCUGCAGCGAUCGCAGGGGUUGCAUCGGCUGCAGCCGGCCCCCGGCGGGGAUGGAGAGGAGCGUACUGGCCGCCUCCGGCUGGCUUGGGGCGGCCCCCUCGGCCCCCUCGGGGGUCCCGGGGCCGGUGACGGUGCUGCUGUGGCGGGAGCCGUUCGGCGGCGCGGCCCGGCCGAGCCCGGACUGCCUCCUCCGCUACAACCUCAGCGGCUGCCUCCUCCUGGCAGACCGCCGGGCUUACGGCCGGGCCCACGCCGUCCUCUUCCACCACCGCGACCUGGUGGUCGGGCCCCAGGACUGGCCCCCGGCCUGGACCGGCCCCCCGGGCCUCGCAGGUGGCCGGCCAGGUGACCGGCCAGGUGACCGGGCCGGGCCACGACCCCCAGGCCAACGUUGGGUCUGGAUGAACUUCGAGUCGCCCUCCCACUCGCCAGGGCUGAGGGGCCUGGACGGCCACCUCUUCGACUGGACCCUGACCUACCGGGCCGACUCCGACAUCUUCGUCCCCUACGGCUACCUCUACCCCAGGGCCGGGCCGGGGGACCGGCCGGUGGGAGCGGCCCCGCCGUUGGCCGGCAAGAAGGGGCUGGUGGCCUGGGUGGUCAGCCACUGGGACGAGGGCCAGGCCCGGGUCCGCUACUACCGCCAGCUCAGCCGCCACGUGCCCGUCGACGUCUUCGGGGCGGCCGGGCGGCCGCUGCCGGCCUCGGGCCUGCUGGCCACGGUGGCCAGGUACAAGUUCUACCUGGCCUUCGAGAACUCGCGCCACGCCGACUACAUCACCGAGAAGCUGUGGCGCAACGCCCUGCUGGCCGGGGCCGUGCCCGUGACCCUCGGGCCCGGCCGGGCCAACUACGAGCGCUUCGUCCCCCGCGGGGCCUUCAUCCACGUGGACGACUUCCCGGGCCCGGCCGCCCUGGCCGCCUACCUGCGCUUCCUCGACCGGCACCGGGCCCUCUACGGCCGCUACUUCGCCUGGCGCCGGCGUUACGCCGUCCACCUCACCUCCUUCUGGGACGAGCCCUGGUGCCGGGUGUGCCAGGCCCUGCAGGCCGAGGCCCGGGCCCGCCGGCCCCGGGCCGCCCGGAACCUGGCCGCCUGGUUCGAGGGCUGACCGGCCGGCGUGCCGGGGGUCGGACGGCGUGGCUUAACGGGAGGAGCGCGGCCUCGGGCGUCGGAGGACGUGCUUCCUAAUCCUGGGUGACCCCGGGCAAGCCGCUUGGCUUCUCUGGGCCUCGGGGCCCUCAUCUUUAAA